AUGCCACAAGGUGUCAAAGUAAAGAAAAGCAGUUUGAAGCCUAGUAAAGCGGCUGUGCAAAAUAAAGCCAAGGUUGCAGUAAGCAAAGAUUUGAGCAGCCCGAGCUCAUCGGAGGAUGAAUCAUCUCAAGAUGGGGAACAGAUAGAUUCUGAAGAAGAAGAAGAAAAAGAAGAAGAAGAAGAAGAAGAAGAGGAAGAAGAAUUAUCGGAAUUGGAUGAAGAUGAUGAAGUAGACGUUGCAGAUGUUUCUAGUGGUGAUGAAGAUGAAGACGAAGAAGAAGAAUUGGAAGCGGAAGAGGACGACGACGAGUUUCCAUUGAAGAAGAAGCAAAAGAAGAAUAGAGAUGAUGGGUCUGAGUCAUUUGCCAAUGCAUUCAACUCGAUCAUCAACUCCAAAUUGAAAGCUUAUGACAGGAAAGAGCCUAUACUAGCGAGGAACAAAACCACGUUGAAGAAGCUUGAGAGUGAAAAGUUGGAGCUUAAAGCGAAGAAGGCGUUGCUUGCAGAGAAGAAGCAAUUUAAGGAUAAACAUAGAGUGAAACAGCUUUUACCGGUGGUUGGUGAGGGAGAAGAUCCUCUGCAGGUGCGACUGAUUUUGGAUAAGGAAAAACAGAUGAAGAAGAUUGCUCAAAAGGGUGUUGUGAGGUUAUUCAAUGCUAUAUUGGCGACACAAGUGAGGACGAAUGUAGAGGUGUCAAAGGAGAAGGUGGGCCAGGCAAAGAGGGAGGAGUUGAUGAAUGAUGUCUCAAAGGAAAAGUUUUUAGACUUGAUUGCUGCUGCUGGUGAAGACUGA
Lodderomyces elongisporus is the source of this 792-nucleotide messenger RNA. It is a transcript of the gene RRP15, whose product is annotated as Rrp15p. The record is from RefSeq and is a predicted model, not a curated record. Gene Ontology annotation, biological process: maturation of 5.8S rRNA; maturation of LSU-rRNA. Gene Ontology annotation, cellular component: preribosome, large subunit precursor. Bases 1 to 792 code for a protein of 263 amino acids. The transcript has a single exon. NCBI's taxonomy places the organism in Eukaryota, Fungi, Ascomycota, Pichiomycetes, Serinales, Debaryomycetaceae.